Molecule: messenger RNA, 667 nt
Organism: Gaeumannomyces tritici R3-111a-1
Lineage: Eukaryota; Fungi; Ascomycota; Sordariomycetes; Magnaporthales; Magnaporthaceae
Exons: 3
Coding region: 41-544 (167 amino acids)
Biological process (GO): positive regulation of transcription by RNA polymerase II
Cellular component (GO): nucleus
Molecular function (GO): zinc ion binding; DNA-binding transcription factor activity, RNA polymerase II-specific
Source: RefSeq, a predicted model, not a curated record
UACGAACUUUACCCCCAACGCUCUUUUACCCUUGCCGAACAUGGACGCAACCUGCGUUGAUCCUAAGCUUUAUUUAGUUGUGCCUAGUUCGUCCAGGGGGAACCUUACCCCGAGGAAACCUGACGGCGAUACCAUUUUUCCGUCGAGAGCGACGCAGGUUGAACUAUUCCAACACAAAAUAAUUCAGCCGGAUGAGGAGCCAACUUACAACUCGUUCGAACCGCUUUAUGAAGACAUCAUGCGUGAUCGCACUCCGCCCGCCAACGAUCAACCCAGUCCGGAAGACAUCGCGUUGUCGACCGAAGGAGCCGGCCAGCCGGGCUCGCCCAACAACCAACUCGGUCCGGCCGGUAAGCGGCCCAAGAGGAACAGACGCAGGACGGUCUGUAUGGCCUGCCGCAAAUCCAAACAAAAGUGUGACUUGGGGAUACCUUGCGGGAAGUGCUUGAGAGGGGGCCACCAUUGCGUCUAUGAGCAGCGCUCUACGGUGGAGGGGGAGCCGCAAAGGGUCGCGGCCGUACGACAUGGCGCCAACGUUCAAUGAUUUGAGUGGCAUGUAUGAGUUGGCGCUUCUCUCCGACCGCGAUAGCUGCAUUUUUCCUGCGCUGAAUUUGUUAUACGAUCACUUGCCUCACUGUUUUGUUUAAACUGUUUCCAAGUAUUAUCG